Somion occarium is the source of this 825-nucleotide messenger RNA. Lineage: Eukaryota; Fungi; Basidiomycota; Agaricomycetes; Polyporales; Cerrenaceae. The record is from the annotation of a GenBank genome assembly.
GCCGGCCGGUUUCCUGCUCACCGUCAUUUUGACUUCCACCAUCCCUUUGAGAGGACCCUUCAGUUCCUAUACUUAACUAUACUUACGGAGUAUUCACCGUGUUAUCAUCAGAAGUGAAAUUCAUCGGACAGGCAGUCAAUAGUCUAUCUGCCACGGUGUAUCGCCGACAAGCGUAUCCAUGAGUGUUAUAAACUCAUUAGCGAGUAUGCCUGACCUUGGCGAAGGGUCUUUGCGACCCAAAGGGUACCUAGCGUGCAAGUCGUGUAGAUCACGCAUCGCCUCCCGCAAGGCCAUCCUAUCUUGGGCCUUCAGAGGGAAUUGCGGUAGGGCCGCACUCUUCGCAACAACGUUCGAGGCUAGAGUGACAUUACAGCCUCCAACGCUCCUGUUGAUGGACUCCGGGGCACAUACCGUACAGAGUGCAGCAUGUGCUUCUUGCAACAUGACAAUUGGAUGGAAGAUCGUUCGAGCCCAUGAGUGGCCUGAGAAGUGGAAGGAGGGAAACAUGGUUCUUGAGCUUGACCUUUUGGUCGAAGAGAAUGCGGGGUCUCCUCUACGAAAGGAGAUUCAUACAUUCACGGACGACAACAAUAAUACGGCGGCUCGUGGGUUGCUUGUGCCGACAUCAGACUUAGCCCACCGACGGUCGACAUCAGACCUCUCAGACAGUCGCUCUAAACCGCUUGGACCACGAAACCAUCAUAAAAGCGUCCAGCUUCUACCAUCUAUUCAGAACGUAUUCUGAAUCCCCGACAUACAUAACUAUCGUACCAGUAGCUUACUCACUUGCGUAUUUGAUGAAUCUAGUUAUUUUGAGGAAGAACG